Vollenhovia emeryi is the source of this 2441-nucleotide messenger RNA. Its product is annotated as ABC transporter G family member 20-like. The transcript is spliced from 14 exons. Lineage: Eukaryota; Metazoa; Arthropoda; Insecta; Hymenoptera; Formicidae. Bases 444 to 2324 code for a protein of 626 amino acids. Gene Ontology annotation, molecular function: ATP binding; ABC-type transporter activity; ATP hydrolysis activity. The record is from RefSeq and is a predicted model, not a curated record. Gene Ontology annotation, cellular component: membrane.
UUAAGGUCGCUGGGAGCAAAACCGUGUCAGUCAUCGAGUAGUAUCAGAGACUGUCACGUCUACCUUUUGAAAGUACCCACUUGUUCAUAAGCUCCACAGAGAAUGUAUGUAAUAAUCGUAUAUUAAUUGCAAGCUUCUAGAUUUCUGACACGUAGAAUACAUAAUAUAUAGAAUAAUAAACAUUCAAGUAGUACUUGACUCAAUACAUAAUAUAUACGUCACACAUUCUCUUUGUGUAAAAUACGUAUAUAUGUAUACAUCUGAUAUAUGAUUAAUUAUAAAAAAGUGCAUUUAAUGAAAAAUUUGAAAAUAUCUCCAUGUAACGUGGGAAAACAUAAUGUUGUUUCACUUUUCCGUUCUUCUCGUGAUUAAUUGAAUCGGUUGAAGGGACUGGAAAUAAAGAGAAUUCGAUAGAACCGACACCACCAAUUCGCAGACGCAGAAUGUUGCAGCAAAAUAUGGUGGUUGUAAAGAAUGCUGUGAAGCGUUAUGGGAAAGAAGAGUUGGUGCUCGACGGAUUGAAUAUGACAGUUUCAAACGGUUCCAUAUACGUACUGUUGGGGGCCAGCGGAUGUGGCAAGACUACCCUGUUGUCCUGUAUCAUCGGAGCACGUUAUUUCGAUAGUGGAGAGAUGUGGGUCCUGGGGGGAUCUCCAGGCAGCAUAGGCUGCGGAAUUCCAGGGCCUCCGGUGGGUUAUAUGCCGCAGGAUAUUUCUUUAGCCGAAUAUGUUUCUACGAGUGAUGCUCUUUAUUACUUUGGCAGGAUCAAUGGGCUUGACGAUAAAGAGAUCGAAACAAGACAUAGGUUUUUCUCGGAAUUGUUCCAACUGCCUCCAACAAAUCAGUUGAUGAAGAACAUGAGUGGAGGUCAACGAAGAAGGGUUUCCUUGGUCGCCGCAUUGAUGCAUAAGCCCAAACUUCUAAUUCUAGACGAACCCACCGUAGGUUUGGACCCACUUUUGAGAGAAAACAUUUGGGCUUAUCUGAUCAAACUCACGCAGGAGGAAGGUACCACGAUAUUGAUCACGACGCAUUAUAUCGAAGAAGCUAAAAAGGCUAAUAAAGUCGGUUUUAUGAGACAUGGUAAAUUGUUAGCUGAAUCGACGCCACAGAAAUUACUGGAGCAAUUUCAAUGUUCGUCAUUCGAAGAAAUUUUCCUGAAAUUGUGCGAGGCACAGAAUAAUGCAGUCACUUUAACUGAAGCUCAGGGAUCCAAUAUGGAAGACGCUGGUAGCGAUGCCUUCAAUCACGAUCAAGACAAAUAUGAACAAUUAAAAGAAAGCGAAAGGGUUUCGAAGAGACAAGUUUCACGAUUAAGAAGAUUCAAAGCUCUAUUUGUGAAGAACAGCAUCCAACUUACCCAUGAUUACUCAAUUCCAUUUUUCGUGUUAUUCAUGCCGAUAUUCUAUCUCAGUAUAUUGCUUUUGGCAAUAGGUGGUGAUCCAAAGAACUUGAAGAUUGGGAUUGUUAACAAUGAAGCUGGCAAUUGCGAAUACGGUAGCAACGUUGGCAAUAUUUGGAAUGACGAAACUACCUGCUACUUCGGCAAUCUCAGUUGUAAAUUCCUAAACAAUUUCGACAAUUCCAUUGCAACACAGAAGUAUUAUGACAAUAUUUCAGAGGCAAAGUAUGAUGUCCAAAGGGGAAAACUUCAUGGUAUAAUAUAUUUUCAUCAAAAUUUUUCCGAAGCUCUACAGAUACGAGUGGAAAAUGUCACUUUCGCGAAGGAUUUUCAUCUUCUUGCCAGUCAGAUUCAAGUUUUCCUCGACAUGAGCGAAGGACCAAUUGGAUAUUUUCUACAGAAUAAUCUAUUUCAGUGGUUUUUAGAAAUUUUCAAGGCUACCAUGAAGGACUGUAAAUAUUUGACAAAAUUGGCCAGUCCGCCGAUUCGAUUUGAAGAUCCAAUAGGUACGACUGAUUUAAAAUAUAUAGACUUCGUGAUACCAACAUACCUGCCAUUAUUUGCCUUCUUUCUGGCCACUACAAUCUCUUGCAUCGUGAUUAUCACAGAACGAUUGGACGGUAUCUGGAAUCGAAGUUUAGUCCAAGGGGUCAAAGCAGAAGAAAUUCUGGUGUCUCACAUUGUUGUUGAGAGCAUCAUCGUAGUUAUUCAAACCAUUACGAUAAUACUUAUAGUCUUCCCUAUAUGGGGAUUGGAAUGUAGAGGAUCAAUAUUCACUGCUUUCGUCCUUGUAUUUCUCAACGGGUUUUGUGGAUUGUGUUACGGUUUUGUUAUAUCUACCUUUUGCACAUCUCUUUUUACGGCCAUAUUUUCUGCAGCCGGAAGUUGGUUGUCGAUGUUCUUUCUGAAUGGUGAGUUGUAAUCUUUGUUUCUCGGAAAUAACUUCUUAUUUGAAUUUGUUAUUAAAUUAGUUCUAAAAUUAAAGUUUUUGUUACAUAACGAUAUAUAAACAGUUCGCCUAGUCUAAUAUAAAAGUGUA